GCCAUCGCACACUCCAUCACAAGUGGAUAUUUUUGGAUAUUAACGCCAAUACACAUCCCUUUCCAUCCGAAGUGAAUCUCUCAGUUGUGAGCAGUUUCUGGUUUGGAGUGAGAGGUCUGUUGUCUGACUGUUAGUGCCGUUCAAACACAUAGUUUGCAGAGAAGUCUUUGGGUUUUUAUAUAAACAUCUCUUUUCUAACGACUCUUUCGCACCAAUUCUCGUAUCCAAAUGGCAUCGCGUGGAGCCAACUAUGGUCUCAGUGCUCAAGUGGCCAACAAAAUCGCCGGUAAACGAGACCCACAGCUCGAGUCGGAAGUGUUGGGUUGGGUCGAAGCGGUUCUCGGAGAACGACUGCCCGCCGGCUCUUUCGAAGAUGUCCUCCGCGACGGUACCAUCCUUUGCAGACUGAUGAACAAACUGAAGCCCGGCUCGAUUACAAAAGUGAACACAACUGGGGGUCAGUUCAAGAUGAUGGAGAAUAUCAACAAAUUUCAGAGCGCUAUCCGAAACUACGGCGUCCCAGACAUCGAUGUUUUCCAGACAGUAGAUCUCUACGAGCGAAGAAAUAUACCACAAGUCACGCAAAGCAUCUGUGCUUUGGGACGCACUUGCUAUCUGCACCCCGAAUGGCCCGGACCAUUCCUGGGACCCAAACCCGCUGACGAGAACCGAAGAAACUUCACCGAAGACCAGUUGCGGGCCGGCGAGGGUGUCAUAAAUCUGCAGUACGGCACGAAUAAGGGCGCCAACGCCAGUGGUAUCAACUUCGGCAACACCAGACACAUGUAACACCUCGUGUCUCGCCUACCAGUGCCCCCCACACACAACACACUACCACAACACUCUGCACUCAACUCUUUUGCAGUCAAAAAGUUAUGAAACAAAAUAUUUAAUUAACAAUUAAAAUGCGAUAAGAAAUAAAUAAAUAUUAUACGAG
This is a messenger RNA of Oppiella nova, 937 nucleotides long. The record is from the annotation of a GenBank genome assembly. Lineage: Eukaryota; Metazoa; Arthropoda; Arachnida; Sarcoptiformes; Oppiidae.